UAGGGGAUUUUUGGCCUGCCUCCUUCCAAACGGGCUUGCUGGCCCCUCCCCAACUGGAUCACUCAUACAGUCAGCCACAUCUGUUGCUUCUGACUCCACAGCAUCCCCUGCUUCCUCCUGAUUUUUCUGCUCCCCUUCACCUCAACACUUAAACAGCCGAUGACACCCUGAAUGUAAGCCCCAAGAGGCAGAGGCUCACCUUCCUUAUUCACUGAUGCUAGCAACAGUGCCUGGUGCAAAACAGUACACAGAAAGGGAAUGGAUAAAUGAACAAGUGAAAUCUCUUGAGUUCCAGGUUGACUUCUGCAGACCUGCCUCUUUCUCUUCACCUCCACAUCCUGCUCUGGGCUGGGCAGGUCUUGUCACGCCAGAGUCCCAAGCUCCACCCCAACACUGGCCCUGCCCACUGUGGGGCCUGGCCCACUUACCGGAUGGGGAAGCCAGCAGCACUGAUGUGAAUGGUCUCCACAAGGCCACAGGCCUCCAGCUGACUGAGGACCUGGAUUGGUGAGGAGACAGGGUGGGCACCUGUGGUGUGGGACCAGCAGACCAGAAAUACCACUCCUUCUGCCCUCUGAGGCUCUGGUCCGUGUGAACCUGCAGGCUGUCCUCAUGCUUGACUGAUGAGGGUAUACUCUCCUGCUUCUGAUACCGUGGAGUUCUCCUGAGGCUGGAGCUGUUUCAGGGGAGAGGAGGAGCCCUCACAGACAAAACACCAUCUGAGUCUGCCUGGAGAGCUACAGAUGGCUCAGAUGUGGGCACCGAGAACACAGAGACACCCUUGCCCAGACACUGGUGGACAAUGAGGAGAUGGGGGUGCAGAGAAGGGAAAAGAGCUGCCUGGAGUUGCACACUGGACUGGACUGUUUUUUCGAAGGAGUGCUCCUGAAAGGGAAGAAGGAAAAAAAUGUCUCAGAAGCAGAUGAAGGAAGCUUUUGUCAGUAACCACAAUGGAACCAGCGUGCUAGAAGUCACCCAGGGCUUGUGUUUGCCUGCACUCUGUAUCGUGUGCAGAGGGCUCCUGAUCAUUCUCUCACAGCACUUGUGUUCUUCACAUACCUGGAGAACUAGAUUCUUCAUUGACUUUGUUUCGCUAAUAAUUCCCCUGGUGGCCACUUUGACCAUUUUGUCUUCAUUUGUCCUCCUUGAGCACCUUGCUGUAAUUAUCUGUGGGGCAGGGCUGUUCUAUCAAAUAUACUGCAGGAGAACUUGUGCCAGAAUGCCUGUCCAGAAAAUGCUUGAAAAAUUCUUGAAAAUCAGUCUAGAAUCUGAAUACAUUCCAGCCAUCUCUUGUUUCCGUGUAAUUAACAGUGCAUUUACUGCUGUUGCCAUUUUGGCUGUGGACUUUCCACUUUUUCCCAGAAGAUUUGCCAAAACUGAGCUCUAUGGGACAGGAGCGAUGGAUUUUGGAGUAGGAGGUUUUAUUUUUGGGACUGCAAUGGUUUGUCCAGAAGUUAGGAAAAAAUACACAGAAGAGUCCAGAUUUUAUUAUCUUACAAAGUCAUUGUACUCUGUUUGGCCAUUAGUCUUCCUAGGAAUAGGACGAUUAGUCAUUAUAAAAGCCAUAGGCUAUCAGGAACAUUUGACUGAGUAUGGAGUUCAUUGGAACUUUUUCUUUACCUUAAUCGUUGUGAAACUGAUAACAUCAUUGCUUUUGAUUAUUUUUCCUCUCAAUAAAUCCUGGAUUGUGGCAAUCAGCAUUAUUGUGUUAUACCAGCUGGCCCUUGACUUUACCCCACUGAAAAGGUUAAUUUUGUAUGGCACUGAUGGUAGUGGCACAAGGGUUGGUUUAUUAAAUGCCAACCGAGAAGGAAUAAUUUCUACCUUGGGGUAUGUGGCAAUUCAUAUGGCUGGCGUGCAAACAGGGUCAUAUAUGCUUAAAAAAAGAUCACAUGUCAAAGACUGGAUAAAAGGAGCCCACUGUAUUUUGCUAAUAGCUAUUAGUCUCUUCAUAUCUCUCUACAUAGUUCAGGUAAACGUAGAAGUAGUAUCUCGGAGAAUGGCCAAUUUAGCCUUUUGUAUUUGGAUAGUUGCUUCUAGCCUGAUCCUUCUUAGUAGUUUAUUACUGGGUGAUAUAAUUUUGAGUUUUGCCAAAUUUCUAAUUAAAGAGGCUGUGGUACCAUGUUCUUGGAAACUGAUCCAUUCGUCUGUCACAAAUAAAAAACAUUUAGAAUCUCUGGUCUCUGAAGCUGAAAGACAGGAACCCAGUCUUUGUUUAAUCACAGCUAUGAACAGAAACCAGUUAAUUUUUUUCUUGCUGUCAAAUAUAACUACUGGUCUGAUCAACCUGUUGAUAGAUACAUUACACAGCAGUACUUUGUCGGCCUUAUUUGUGCUCAAUCUCUAUAUGUUUACCAACUGUUUAAUUAUAUAUGUGCUACACUUGCAAGAUAAGACAAUAAAAUUUUGGUGAUCAGUAUGGGUAGGAAGUACCUGUGUUAGAGCAAUAUUUUAAUGAGGAAGAAUAUUAAAUGUGAAGAAAAUGGGCUUUUGGCAACCCAGUAUUAACCAUAUUUUUUUCAACCCUCUAUAAAUGAUGCUUAAUGUUUUAAUGUGUCUCAACACUAUAUAAAACAAACCAAUAGAGAAACAAGUCUUGUGACUCGUUACAAUAUUUAUUAAAUUUCAGUAUUUUAAAGAAACUGCAGUUGUGACACUGAAAGAUUGGAGGGUGAGGGGGAUUUUUACUUUCUAUCUUCUUACAUACCAUCCUGUAUUUUUUUAUUGUAUGACAUAACAUUUACAUGAAAACAUCUCAAUGUGAAUUUAUUGUAUGACUUUUAUAAUAAAAUUUACGUGAAAACA
Felis catus (domestic cat) is the source of this 2805-nucleotide messenger RNA. RefSeq names its product phosphatidylinositol glycan anchor biosynthesis class W (gene PIGW). The transcript has 4 exons. The record is from RefSeq and is a predicted model, not a curated record. NCBI's taxonomy places the organism in Eukaryota, Metazoa, Chordata, Mammalia, Carnivora, Felidae. Gene Ontology annotation, cellular component: endoplasmic reticulum; membrane. Bases 908 to 2413 code for a protein of 501 amino acids. Gene Ontology annotation, molecular function: glucosaminyl-phosphatidylinositol O-acyltransferase activity. Gene Ontology annotation, biological process: protein localization to plasma membrane; GPI anchor biosynthetic process.